GCGCCCGAGUGCCGAACGCGGGCAGGAGGCUCCGCGCUCGCUGCCCCCCAAAAGUCGGGCGGGAGGAGGAGGAGGAGGAGGAAGAGGAGGAAGAGAAGAAGGCGGCGGCACCGUGGCACUCAGGGAGAGAGCAAGAGCUCGUGAGGCACCGUGGAAAUGGCUCUUGUGGAGGACGUGCUCCUGCCCACCAACCUCACCUCCAGCAACCAGAGCAGCUGCAAUGUGCACAACCACCACUUCUCGACCAAAGUCACCUUCUCCCUUUUCUACACCAUCCUGCUGGUGUUUGGUGCCUGUGGGAAUGUCCUGGCCCUCUGUAUCACCUCCCAGCGCAGGAAGAAGAAACUCAACUCCACCGACCUCUACCUGGUGAACCUGGCUCUCUCCGAUGCCCUCUUCACCCUGGCACUGCCGGGCAGGAUCGCCUAUUACAUCCUGGAGUCUGACUGGCCCUUUGGGGACUGGUUCUGCCGGAUCACAGCUUUCAUUUUCUACAUGAACACCUAUGUGAGCAUCUACUUCAUGACCUGCGUCAGUGUGGACCGCUACGUGGCCGUGGUGCGCACCAGGCACCCCGGCAGGAUUCGGAAGAUGAGCCGUGCCAGGGGCAUCUGCGUCCUCAUCUGGUCCUUGGUGUUCCUGCAGACGGCUCCGCUGCUCCUGCGGCCCAUGACGCGCAGGAUGGGAGACAAGCUGACCUGCAUGGAGUACUUCAACUUUGAGGAGAUUCCCAAUCUGCCCUACCUGCUCCUGGUGGCCUGCAUGCUUGGCUUCUUCCUGCCUGUGGGCAUCAUCUUGGUGUGCUACGUGAGGAUCAACCUCAAGCUCUGCCAGACGGCCAAGGAGAACCCGCUGACAGUGAAGAAUGGGCACCACCACCGGGCCUUCACUGUCAUCCUGGUGGUUCUGCUGGCUGUCCUGCUCUGCUUCAGUCCCUACCACCUCAACAUUGUCCAGUUCAUGGUCAGGAAGAUCCUCUACCAGCCAUCCUGCCCUGAGCAGCAAGCCUUCAAGAUGUCCCUGCAAGUCACUGUGGCGUUCAUGAACCUCAACUGCUGCAUCGACCCCAUCAUCUACUUCUUCGCCUUCCGGGGCUACAAGCGGAGGCUGCUCCGCAUCUUCAGGAACAGCGGCUCCCUGGCCACCUCCUCCACCGCCAAGACCCCCUCGGAGAGCAACAGCAACAGCCAGCCACCCGGCUCCAGCUCCGUCUAGCAGCACUAGCCCCUCCCUUUUGCCCUGGCCUGUGACUUAUGGACCAUCCCUGAUGGCCGGAGGCGGAGUCGAGCUGCCGGUCCAGCACCUUCAACAGGCUCCAUCGCUCCCCUGCCUGGAGUCAGGGGCUCUCGCAAAGCCAAUACGGCAGGGACAAAGCCCUGCCUGGCUCUGCGUGCCUGGCUCUGCUGCACCUGCCAGCCAGGAGCACGGAGAGGCCCCUUUUCAUCCCAGCCCCAGAGGGGGCAGCUCGUGCAGCUGCUCUGCCUGGCACACCCAGCUGGAGGUGUCCCAGCACUGCACUGCAGCUCUCUCCUGUGCCUGUCCGCACCCCUGUGGGGCUGGGGCGGGCUGGUAACCACCAUGGGUGUCCCUCUGCCCCCUUCCUCUGCACUGCCCCUGGAGCACUACAGCAGCAUCCCUGCAGGCUUCAGGGCAGACAGCAUGAGGAGAUGGACUCAGGGCACUCCAGGGAAAGGCUGGGAUGUUAUUUGCAUGCAGAAGAUGGCCUACAGCUCCUUCUCCACACCGACAAACAGCAGCUCUGCUCUCUGCCUGCCCAGCAUCCUGCUCCUGCACCAGGGCUCUGCUUGGGGCAAGCAGUAAGUGUGGGGCACGUGGGAGAUGCUGAAAAAGCCCUCUCCCAAGGAAGAGGUGUGAGGAUGUGAAUUUGUAGAACUCCUGGAUGUGCUGCUGCCUACAUUCACCAUUUGGGUGACUGCUUCUUCCCCAGGGUGAAGACUGCUUCUUCCCCACCUGACCGCACUGCAGUCACCCUGGGACCCACUGCCAGGAAGGGGAUCGUGGGGAUGGCCUGGAUCCCAGCCCAGCUCUAAGGCUGCAAACCUGCCCUGGAUGUAUUCAUGGGCAAACCUUCCCAUUAGUCCUUUGCAGAGAAAUAGGAACAAGAACUGAGAGUGGCCUUUAGUGACCUUGACUGACCUUGAAGCUCGUGCCCUGAGGAGUCUAAGAGCCCUUCUAUGGGAGUUUACUUGUGACUAUAUCCAGAGCAAGAGAAGGAAACCUGGGACAUCAGGUUCCUGCUGAGGUUUGUGCCUCUCAGACAAGGAGAAAGUUGGCAGGAGCCUCCUCAGCUCUUUGCCGGAAUCACUAGACUAUGAUAAAAAACCCACACAUAGGAUUUCACAGUUCCUGGCAUGUCUAGUCUUUUCUUUGAAGUUAGAAGGGACAGACACACACAGAGACAUGAAAAGGAAAAAAAAUCUACUUAAUUUACUGAAAAGUAUACCUGAAAAUGUUUCAUGAACAGACACUUGAUUAAUACAAAUAAUUCUUUCAGGAAAUAACCUUUUUUAUGCCUAGAAAGUUAAUAAUAGUCACAUGCAGCCCUUCAUUGUUUUAAAUGCACAUGAACGAGCUUUGGACAGCAAUGGUUUUACUUUUGGUAUGGGUCUGAAGGCUGAAGGCAUGCUGAAGGCUGACUAAGAGGGAUGCCUAAAACAACUCAGGUGGGAAACAGAUUCCAGUAGGUCCUUUCUGGAGGCUGAGCCCUCCUUAAAGCAGGCUUAACCUCAGUGCUGACCGGCAGAAGGCCUUUGUCCUGAAAAGCAUAUUACAAUGGAGAAAAAUAGCUGGGAUGCAAUAAUAUCAAGUUAUCAGUGGUCUGAACACCCUUGAAGGAGUCUGGCUAGGUUGAUAGUUGCUGUACAGUUACAUUGCCCUAUUAAUAUGUCUGGGAAGUGAUGGCUGGAAGGGAAUCUCUGCAUCACCUCAUCCAGCAGCCCACCCAAAGCAGGACUAUGGUUGGCUCAAUGUCAGGCUGUAUGUGGCUUCAUGCAGACAAGGCUUGGAAACUCCAGGCAAGGUGGGUCCCCUUGCUGAGGUGACAGUUCCCACCCUGCGUUGCUCUCUGGAUAAAACCAUUUUCCCCACUGUUGUGUCUGAACUUCCCCAUCCACAGGUAGUGGCCGUUGCCCCUAACAUCACCUACUCGUGCCAUGAAGAGCUUGGCUCUGCCAUCUUUGUAACUCAAAUUCCACAGGACUGUGUUGGGGGCUGCCAGUGGUUUGUAGCUGUUGGUUUCCAUGUGAGCACCAGAGCAGUGGCCAACCCUCCUACUCAAGAUCAAGACAUUGAGAUGUUUUGUCAAGCUGCAGCCCACAGAUGAGAAAAAGCCAGUCUGCGACCAAGCCUCCUCAGGAGAAGGUGAAGUAUAAACAUAACCUUGUUUGCUCCUUACUGGACUCUGUUUUUCUCAGAAGUACUUUAUUAAGAAAGGUACCUCCACCUCUUGCCACCAGUAGGAGCCUUUGGAGUAGGAAAUAGCUGAAGAGUUGGGUGUAGUGCUGCACAAUGCAGGAGGGAUCUGGCCUUCCUCCUCUGGAUGGACACCAGCCUUGGCUACUUUGCUUUUGGAAGUACCAAUCUGGGGACAGCAGGCAAUUAGCUGGAGUUGAGGGAACAUCCACGAGAUGGAGAAGGAAGGGACUUGGGCAGAGUGGGUCAAGAGGAAUCGGGGCAAAGAAGAACUCUAAAGAAUCCUCCAUUGCCCAGACUAGCUUGCCCACCUGUGGGUGCUCCCUGUCUGCUUGAAAAAGGAGCAUUUCUCUAAAACUGAAGAGAAACCAUACACAGCAUUUUGUCUAGAGGCACAGUAACAUUUUCCUACCCUUUGUCGUUCACCUGUUCAGUCCAAGCUCCUCGCAUGGCUCUUGCUGUACGCUGCUAGCCCAGACCCACCAGCGAUCCCUUGGAAUCACAAAAACACUGAAGCACAGAAUCUAUUUAGGUUGGAAAAGACCUCUGAGAUCAUUGGGACCAUCCAUUAGCCCAGCACUGCCAAGGCCACUGCUAAAGCAUGUCCACAAGUACAGCACCUGCCUGUCUUUUAAAUACCUCUCCACGGGCUCUGCACGGCCGCUGCUCCUGCCCUGCCCCGGCUCCCCCGGGGCGCGGACCCCCGAGACCCCCGGCUGGGGGUAGCCGUGUUGGAGGCAGCCCCGAGGGCGCAGUGCCCGCCCCGACGGUGCCUCCGGGCGAGAGGAGCAGCGCCGGUUCCCUCCAAAAGAGGGAGUCGGAACCUUUGCUCAGUGUUAAAAAUAUGCCCACGAAUCUAAGAGGACGGUGACAGAUGGGGCUGUGCUUCCCCCACGCGUCUGCUGCCGCGCAGGGAUGCGGCGCCUUUCGUGAGCCGGGUGCUGGUGGCGCGUACGGGAGGCACAGGGCAGCACACUGGGAUCGAAGGCGUUCCGUGCAGAGAGGUGUAACUGCACAGUAUGCGGGUAAUUCUUGCUUUUCUGCAGCCUAUUGGUGCUGUGCUGUCUUCUAAGAGAAGAUUGCACUUUUAUCUGAGGGCAGAGAGUACGCUUUGUGGACACACAACAAUAGGUAAUACAUGCACAGAUACGGGAUAUAUACUCUCUGCAUCAGAAGAAUAUCCUGGGCUGCGUCAAAAGCAGCAUGACAAGCAGGUCAAGGGAGAUGAUUUUGUCCCUAUAUUCAACUUCGGUGCAGUCCCACCUGGAAUACUGCAUCUGGGUUCCCCGGCACAGGAACAACAUGGACCUGUUGGAGCAAGUCCAGAAGAGGGCCACCAAGAUAAUCCAGGUUGUGAAGCACCUCUCCUUUGAUGACAGGAUAAGAGCCUGGGAUUGUUCAGCCUGGAGAAGGAUCCAGGGACACCUCAGAGCACUGAAAAUCUAAGUACCUAAAGCCUCCAAGGCAGCUGGAGAGGGACUUCUAACAAGGGCCUGUUUUGACAAGAGCCUCUAAUGACAGGACAAGGGGGACUGUCUUCAAAAAGAGCGCAGGUUUGGAUGAGAUAUUAAGACAAAGUUCUUUACAUGGGGGUGGUGAGACACUGGAACAAGCUGCCGAGAGAAGCUGUGGAUGACCCAUCACUGGAAGUGCUCAAGGGCUGGGUUUGAUGGAGCUUUGAGCAACCUGGUCUAGAAAGGUGUCCCUGCCCUUGGCAGGGGGGCUGGAGAGAGCUCAAACAGAACAGCUUUUUUCCCUUAGCAGUGGUUCCCAACUUACACACCUCUUCAGUCUGUGCUUUAAAUUGUCCUGAACUGAAACUAUUGCAUGUCACACAUAAUAUAUUUGUAAGUCAGCUGUGUAAGCCAGUAAAAUAUUGUGAUGUAAUUAUGCAGAUAUCUACUAAAAAUAAAAGCUUCUCAAGGCCGAGUAACAA
This is a messenger RNA of Haemorhous mexicanus (house finch), 5368 nucleotides long. Its product is annotated as G-protein coupled receptor 183-like. Gene Ontology annotation, cellular component: membrane. Gene Ontology annotation, biological process: G protein-coupled receptor signaling pathway. Lineage: Eukaryota; Metazoa; Chordata; Aves; Passeriformes; Fringillidae. Gene Ontology annotation, molecular function: oxysterol binding; G protein-coupled receptor activity. Bases 157 to 1215 code for a protein of 352 amino acids. The transcript has 2 exons. The record is from RefSeq and is a predicted model, not a curated record.